Drosophila hydei is the source of this 2553-nucleotide messenger RNA. It is a transcript of the gene PH4alphaEFB, whose product is annotated as prolyl 4-hydroxylase subunit alpha-1. Gene Ontology annotation, molecular function: L-ascorbic acid binding; procollagen-proline 4-dioxygenase activity; iron ion binding. The coding region runs from base 570 to 2228 and encodes 552 amino acids. Lineage: Eukaryota; Metazoa; Arthropoda; Insecta; Diptera; Drosophilidae. The transcript is spliced from 11 exons. Gene Ontology annotation, cellular component: endoplasmic reticulum. The record is from RefSeq and is a predicted model, not a curated record. Gene Ontology annotation, biological process: peptidyl-proline hydroxylation to 4-hydroxy-L-proline.
ACGAAACAUAACUCAAAACAAACGCGACAAAAUGAAUUGUUGCCCUCCCUUUUACUCUCACGCUCGCCAGCUCUUGCUCAUGGAAAGUAUCCACAUGUGGCUAAAGCGGCUAUAAUAUCGCUUUCAGUUCCAUUCUGUGGUGCUGAGCGCGCGGACGCAUUGUAAACAGAGUCCACACACCAGCCAGAAGCGAAUAGAAAACAAAGGCAAAAACAAAUAAAAACCAGGACUGUCUAAAUAAAUAACUUAAAAUUAUACAUAUGUAUGUCUGUCCGCUUGUGUGUGCGCGUGCAUUUUGUUUAGUUCCUAGCUACAACUAUUGUAACAGGAAAUUGUAGUAUAAAACGAAUUCUUAAGUUCCAUUCGAGUGCAGUUCGUGAGUGCGUUAAAGAACCCUGAUUAGCUAUAAACAAAAGGCUAAAAAACAACGCUAAGUAAAAUAACAGAGGAAAGAACGAGUGAAGCGACGCCUACGCGUUCUGGUUCGUAUACCGUAGCAACAGCGGCUGGCACAUCGUUUAAGGGCAACAAGUUCCCAGGAGAUCAGAAAUCAUAGACAGGGCUGCACGAUGUCGUCUUGUCUGCGUCUGCAGUUGGCGCUCGGCGUCCUUGUGCUCGCCCUGACUGGCGUGACGGUGCACGGCGAGGUAUACACAGCGCUGGCUGAGAUGGAGGAACUGCUUGAGACUGAAUCUGUUUUGAUAAACAAUCUGGAAGGCUACAUCCGCGUGCAGGAGGACCGCCUAAGCUAUCUGAAGAACAAAAUGGAUGAGUACCAAAGAGAGCAUGCGGAUGCGGCUAGCGAUAUAACUGCCUACGUAUCGAACCCCAUCAAUGCGUAUUUAUUGACCAAGCGCCUGACCACAGACUGGCGGCAGGUGGAGAAUCUGAUGGGACACGAGGUGGGCGCAGAUUUUGUGCAAAAUCUCACGCAAUAUCGCAAUGUGCUGAAGUUCCCAUCGGACGAGGACCUCAAUGGGGCUGCUGUGGCGCUGCUCCGCCUACAGGAUACUUACCAGCUGGACACGUCCAGUGUGGCACGUGGCAAGCUGAACGGCAUACAGUACAGCACGGCAAUGUCGUCGGAUGACUGCUUCGAGUUGGGCCGCCAGUCGUACGUUAAUCGGGACUACUACCAUACGGUGCUCUGGAUGAACGAGGCCAUGGCACGCAUGCUGGAGGAGCCGCACAACCAAACGCAAAGCUUCACGCGUGCUGAUGUCCUCGAAUACCUCGCCUUCAGCACCUACAAGCAGGGCAAUGUGGAGAGUGCACUCACCAUGACGAACGAGCUGCUGCAAUUGCUGCCCGACCACGAACGGGCCAAUGGUAACAAGAAGUUCUACGAGAAGGAAAUUGCCCAACUGAAGGAGAUGCGAAAGAUGAAAGGCGACGACGGCUCCGAUGCCAUGCCCAUUUCCGAUCUGCCCGUGGCCAAGAGUGAUCCCGGCAUCUUUGACAUGACCGAACGUAAGUCCUACGAAAUGCUCUGUCGCGGCGAGCUUAAGCCUUCGCCCUCCGUCCUUCGUCCACUGCGCUGUCGUUACGUAAGCAACAAUGUGCCAUUUUUAAGGCUGGCGCCGCUUAAGCUGGAGGAGGCCUUCAUGGAUCCCUACAUAGUAAUAUAUCACGACGCCAUGUACGACAGCGAGAUUGAAGUACUGAAGCGCAUGGCGCGUCCUCGUUUCCGCCGCGCCACCGUCCAGAACUCGGUGACAGGCGCCCUUGAAACGGCCAACUACCGCAUCAGUAAAUCCGCCUGGCUUAAGACUGCCGAGCAUCGCGUCAUCGGCACAGUGGUGCAGCGCACCGCCGACAUGAGUGGCCUCGACAUGGACUCCGCCGAGGAGCUGCAAGUGGUUAACUACGGCAUUGGCGGCCAUUACGAGCCGCACUUUGAUUUUGCACGACGCGAGGAGAUACGGGCCUUCGAAGGCCUCAAUCUGGGCAAUCGCAUUGCUACAAUGUUGUUCUACAUGAGCGACGUGGAGCAGGGUGGUGCUACAGUCUUCACCUCGGUGCAUGCGGUGUUGUGGCCCAAAAAGGGUACGGCUGCAUUUUGGAUGAAUCUGCAUCGCUCCGGCGAAGGAGAUGUACGAACGCGACAUGCGGCGUGUCCCGUGCUCACAGGCAGCAAAUGGGUGUCGAACAAGUGGAUACAUGAACGUGGCCAGGAGUUCAGGAGACCCUGUGACCUGGUUGCGGAUCAUGGUGAUUUUGCCAUCUAGUGAAAACUCUGAAGCUGUUGCUGGAAUCUCAUUUACCAGCUGCCCUUGCUCCUACUUCUACUUCUACUUACUUUGCGCUCUAACAUAUCUCUAAGGACUUGCUAGCCGUACAACAUAAAUUCUGUUCCUAUUGUAAAUAUUCAACUACAACAUCUAAAAUUUGGAACACCGGCUGCUAACAACCCACAUUUCUUUCAACUACAUACCAUUACUUGGCAUUAGUGUUAUUUUAGGCAUGCUAUUAUUCAAUUUACUCAUUUUUGUACAAAAUAUAAGAAACAAAAGCUAGAAAUAAUCACAAUGAAAUGAUGCGAUCAAUGAGAAU